AUGACAUCGUUAGUUCGAUUCGCUUGUAUUAGUGAUACACAUAAUGAGUAUGACUUUCCGUUGCCCGAUGCUGAUAUUCUUCUUCAUUCUGGUGAUUUUACGCGAAAUGGAACCCAAGGCGAAGUCGAAAUAUUUUUAAAUUGGCUAAAAACUUUAACACAAUAUCGUUUAAAAAUAAUAAUUGUUGGUAAUCAUGAAUCUAAACGAUUUCAUUCUCGUCGACAACGACGCCCUAAAGAAAUCAAUUCCGCUAUUGAACAACUGAAAUCAAACGUGUUAUUACGUGAACAAUUUGGAAUCGUUUAUCUUCAAGAUCAAUCGUUUACAGAUCCACAA
This is a messenger RNA of Didymodactylos carnosus, 336 nucleotides long. The record is from the annotation of a GenBank genome assembly. NCBI's taxonomy places the organism in Eukaryota, Metazoa, Rotifera, Eurotatoria, Philodinida, Philodinidae.